This is a messenger RNA of Daucus carota subsp. sativus, 627 nucleotides long. RefSeq names its product non-specific lipid-transfer protein 1. The record is from RefSeq and is a predicted model, not a curated record. Gene Ontology annotation, cellular component: membrane. Gene Ontology annotation, molecular function: lipid binding. NCBI's taxonomy places the organism in Eukaryota, Viridiplantae, Streptophyta, Magnoliopsida, Apiales, Apiaceae. Gene Ontology annotation, biological process: lipid transport. Bases 44 to 433 code for a protein of 129 amino acids. The transcript is spliced from 2 exons.
CUCUAACAUCAUCCUCAACAUCUUUACAUAUUUGGUAAGACUAAUGGCAAAGGUUGCAUACUUAGCAGUGGUAUUAAUGGUGGUGGUGGCGGCUCUUAUGCUGGUGAAGCCGGGUGAAGCUCUAACAUGUGGUGCACCCGAGGAACAGAGAACAGGAGCAGUCUGCAAUGUUUAUACCAGAGGUGAUCAACCAGAGCCAUCUGGUGAGUGCUGCAAUGCGUAUAGAGCACUACGUGCAACAGCCAAGACACGAGCAGAAAGGAGACAAUUGUGUUCUUGCGUCCAGGAAGCAACUUCACAGAGCAGAUAUAAUCGUGGUGCUCCUGCUAAUCCUGCUGCUCGUAUUCCAAGAUUUGAUUCUCUGUCAGAAAAAUGCGGACUUCCUUUUCUAUUCUCUGCUGAUCCUGAAUUCGAUUGCAAAACAGUAAAUUGAGGUCACUUUCUUGCAUGGAAAAGCAGUUGGAGGACAAACAAUAAUGCUAUAAGUCUAUAACUACUUGUAUUUCUGCGCUAUUCAUAAAUAAGAGAUAACUAUAUGUACGCGGGUGUUACAACACAAAGAAAGAGUACUCAACCAAACUAUUCAAAUAGCUACAUGAAUAAAAUAUAUAUACACACAUUGCUACA